Molecule: messenger RNA, 525 nt
Organism: Eimeria acervulina
Lineage: Eukaryota; Apicomplexa; Conoidasida; Eucoccidiorida; Eimeriidae
Exons: 2
Coding region: 1-525 (174 amino acids)
Source: RefSeq, a predicted model, not a curated record
AUGAGAGUGCUUCCGGCUCUCGCUGCAGCAGCAGAUAGAGAGGAAGCCGAAGCAGCAGCUGCAGCAGCAGCAGCAGCUGCUGCUGCUGCUGAGACAGAUGCUGCUGCAGCAGCUGCAGCAGCAGAGAAGCAAGAACGAUUGGAUGACUCUCGUAAAGCCUUUGAUGUUAUCACAGAUGUCUGCACUGCUCUCCUUGCUACAGGGAGAAUUAGGCGGGUAAAUGCAGCAAAAGAAGUAAUUGACGAUGUUUGGAUUGACUGGCGAUCUGCUGAGUGGAGAGAUGAAGAAAAUAAAGAUAAAGAUAAAGAUAAAGAUAAAGAUAAAGAUAAAGAUAAAGAUAAUCAGGCUAAAGAAGAAACAGACAAACACUUGGAAGAAGAAGAAGAUGAUGAUGAUGAUGAUGAGGACGAUGAAGAAGAAGAGACGUUCGGAAGAAGAAGAAGAAAAAGAAAUAAACACAGAGAAGAAGAAGAUGAAGAUGAAGAUGAAGACGAUGAUAAUGAUGAUGAUGACGAUGAUGAUUAG